Messenger RNA from Cyclocybe aegerita, 1485 nucleotides. The record is from the annotation of a GenBank genome assembly. Lineage: Eukaryota; Fungi; Basidiomycota; Agaricomycetes; Agaricales; Hemipholiotaceae.
AUGGCCAACGCCCAAGAUGCACUUUACAUCCUCAGCCCUUUCGACACCCUUUUCGAACGCGUGGGCGUCGUCAUGGGUUGGCUUGUCGAAGGAACAGUCGACCUAGCCACCCUCGACAGGGCGCUCGGGUCAGUUGUACGGAAGUGGCCUAUGCUUGCUGGGCGUCUGGAGACGCACGAUGUGGAAGGAAACCAGAAAUUGUAUCGCGUCCGCGUCCCUCUCUCCGGCGUAGCUGAAGAUUACGCGCGUUACACCCUCACGUCGUCCAGUUCUCCGUACCCACUUUCCAAAUACAUGGCUCUACCCAUCCCAUUGGCGUCGGACUCUCUUCCUCACGAGCUCUUCAUGCAACCAAAGGCUCCAACUCUUACGACCCAGUGGACUAAUGGCAAACUGCCUCUUCUUCAUUGGCAUGUUACCUGGUUUGACCGAUACGACGAUUCGGGAAAGAAACGCCCCUUCUCGUGUAUAGGAGUGACCUUUCCGCAUGCUCUCUUUGACGGCCUGGGGAUUGCCCGCGUCGUGCAUGCAGUUGAAGCAGAGUUGCUUGGUCGGGAAUGGGAGCCACCUUCGAUUGUACUUGAGCCAGGAGUAAACAAGGACCUCCUGGAGGCCACCCUAGACCGUGCAGCAGACGAACAAUUUGCCAAGACAGGGCAAACACAUGGCAGCUCGGAGUAUCAUGCAACAGGGUUGGUCACGACGUGGUGGGUGUUUAUGUACUUCCUGUGGGCGAUUUGGCAGGAGAAGUGGCACGGUGGGCGCAGAAGACUGCUUUUGAUGCCCGCCGAGGCUUUCGGAAAGUUGGUAGACGAAACUAGGGCGGCUGCAGCCAAAGAACAAGGAGAUAAGCCUGAGGAUGGGCGCGUCCAAUUGACUCGUGGAGAUAUACUUGCGGCUUUCGUGUUCAAGAACACCUUUUGUGAUGGAUACUUGCCGCCAGAGUCUAUCGUCAGUAUGUCCAGCCUCGCAUCUCUUCGCCGUCCGACGUUCUUUUCCGGCGCGCUUGCAACGUACCCACACAACUGCGUCAUCCCACUCCCGUACCCGCUCUACACCAUGCGCAAACUCGAGGACAUGACCAUCCCAACUCUGGCAACUCAGUUCGCAGAAGCCAGGAUUGAGUUCAAGCAAGAGGAAGCGUUACUGUCUCGAGAAGUCCUGCGAAGAGGCGCCCGCGAGAAGCUCUCGUCCAUUCCAUUUGACACACGCGCAAGGGAGAGCAUGAGCUUCUCGAACAUGGUCAUCGCAAACAUCGUCAACAUCGACUGGACAGGCGCCGGUAGAAACCCAGGCGACGUAUCCCGAACGGUGUGUCGGUACAAGACGCUCUUUCCCAACCCGCAAAUGCAGGUUGCUAACACGGUUGUAGCUGCUGGAUACUUGGACGACGGAACUAUGGUUAUGGACGUUUACUUCGUCAAGCGAAGGUUGAAGCUUUUGGAAGGCGCGAUUGCAAAGCUUGUCGAGGAAGCAGAACGUUAG